Messenger RNA from Striga hermonthica, 282 nucleotides. NCBI's taxonomy places the organism in Eukaryota, Viridiplantae, Streptophyta, Magnoliopsida, Lamiales, Orobanchaceae. The record is from the annotation of a GenBank genome assembly.
CUUUUGUUGCCGAAAUUUGGGUUGUAUGAUUUGAAAAUGUUCAGCCCGCUGAAGGAUGCCAGGUACGCCAGCAGAUGGCGGACCGAAGAAGGAUUUCAUCAAAAGAAACCACAAGCACGAAGCUGGCAAGGUCCAGUGCAGUUUCUCUCUGGUAUUAGAGCCAUGGGGAGGCUCGUGUAUUCGAGAGGUGAAUGUGAAAUCGGGACUUUUGGCGACGACCAGAGUGAAGAGCUGAAAUCACUCCUUCCCAGCUAUAUUCAGGCACUAGCUGAGUUAAUGGUG